Molecule: messenger RNA, 2144 nt
Organism: Corvus hawaiiensis (hawaiian crow)
Lineage: Eukaryota; Metazoa; Chordata; Aves; Passeriformes; Corvidae
Product: tetraspanin-15-like
Exons: 8
Coding region: 795-1763 (322 amino acids)
Cellular component (GO): membrane
Source: RefSeq, a predicted model, not a curated record
AUCUCCCCUUAAUUAGGGUCUUCCCUUAAUUGAGAUCUCCCUUUAACUGGGAUCUUCCCUUGUUUGGGGUCUCCCUUUAAUUGGGAUCUCCCUUUAAUUGGGGUCUCCCCUUAAUUGGGAUCUUCCCUUAAUUGGGGUCUUCCCUUUAAUUGAAAUCUCUCUUUAACUGGGCUCUCCCAUUGUUUGGGCUCUCCCCUUAAUUGGGACCUCCCCUUAAUUGGGGUCUGCCCUUGGCCAGGGAGGGGAAAACUCCGCACUUCGGGUGAGUUCAGCACCUCAGGAAAGAAUUUCCUUCCUUCAGGAGGUGAAGUUUGCUCCGGGCUGUUCCAAGUGGCCGCGACAGAAAAACGAAAGAAAUCCGGGGGGGAUCCAAAAGCUCCAAACCCGGAGGGCUGAAAAUGAUCAAAAUCCGAGAGGAUCCCAAAAAACCACCCCAAAAUCCGAGCGGGGAUCCAAAAAAUCAAAAUCCGAGGGGAUCAGAGGCAGUCCCGGAGCGCUGCGUGGGUCGGAGGAGGGCUCAGGAGGGCAGGUGCUUCCUUAAUUCUUCCCGAAAACAGAAAUAUCCACGGGAACGGUGCGAUCCUCGCCGACAUCCCGUGCAAUUCCGGGAUAAUCCCGGUGGGAAAAUCCCCUUUUAAAGCGCGACUCGGCGACCGCCGUGCGGCAACUCCCAGCCGCCGACCCCGAAAGGGUUAAGGAGCCGCGCUCGGGCCCUGCCGGGCGGAAAUCGUCCAAGUUCAAGCCGCGCUUCUCCCGCAUGAAUUCCAGCCGGGAGCCGGGAAGGAGCCGCCGGGAUGGCCGGGACCUGCCGCGAUUCCCACUUUUAUUACUACGGCAUCAAAUUCGCGCUCUCCGCCUACGCCACGCUCUUCUCGAUCCUGGGGCUGCUGAUCCUGAGCGUCGGGAUCUACGCCGAGGUGGAGCGGCAGCGGCACAAAACCUUGGAAGGGAUUUUCCUGGCUCCGGCCGUGCUGCUGCUCCUGCUGGGAGUGACCGUGUUCCUCGUGUCCUUCGUGGGAAUGGUCGGGAGCCUCCGGGACAACCGGACGCUGCUGAAGGUGUUCUUCUGGGUGCUCCUGCUGAUCUUCCUGACGGAGCUGCUGCUCAUCUUCAUCGAGAUCAUCUUCGAGAACAAGAUGAACGAGGUUUUCCACUCCAACAUCCAGGCGGGAAUCCGGCACUACUACGAUGACCUGGACUUCAAGAACAUCCUGGAUUUUGUGCAGGAAAAGUUUUCCUGCUGUGGAGGGGACGAAUUCCGGGAUUGGGAAGUGAACCAGUACCACUCCUGCAACGGCAGCGGGGCCCUGGCCUGCGGGGUGCCCCAUUCCUGCUGCAUCCGCAGGGUGCCCGGGGGAGUGGUGAACACCCUGUGCGGGUACCGGACCCUGGACAAGGAGCGCCUGGAGCUGCUCGGCACCAUCCACGUCCGGGGCUGCAUCCACGCCGUGGGGCUCUGGCUCAAGGACAACUUCGAGGCCACCUUGGCCAUCGUCUGCUCCCUGCUGCUGCCACAGGUGCUGGGGCUGGCCAUGGCCUGGCUCUACUGGCAGCAGCUCAACGAGAUCCAUUCCCGCCUGGAUUCCGUGGAUUUCCGGCUCCUGGAGACGCGGGAUCUGAGCUUCGCCUCGCUGGAUCUCAGUGGCGCCGGCUGGUGCUGGUGCCUGCCUCGGGAAGGCGGAUACAUCCCGGUAAAUCCCGGGAAUGAGGAGGAGGAGGAGGAGGAGGAGGAGGAAGGCGCCGCCAGCCACAGCAAAGUGUGAGGAGCAGGAGGAGCGCUCGGAGCUGGGAAUGUGGGAAAAAUGGGAAUUUCCUCCUCGGCUCCUGAAGUUUCUUUGGGAAAACUGUAAAAAAGUCGGAAUUUUCUCCUCAGCUCCCGAAGUUUCUUUGGGAAAACUGUAAAAAAGUGGGAAUUUCCUCCUCAGCUCCUGAAGUUUCUUUGGGAAAACUGUAAAAAAAUGGGAUUAUUCUCAGCUCCUGAAAUUUCUUUGGGAAAACUGGAAAAUACCAUUGGGAAUUCCUAAACCCCUCCCUGGACUGUGAGGGCAGAGCUCCCCAGGGCUCCCCUGGGCCUCUGGAGGGGUUGUGGGGGGAUUUGGGUUAUUUUUCCCAAUAAACGGAAUUUCUGUUGUGUUUUCCAAGGU